Messenger RNA from Ceratitis capitata (Mediterranean fruit fly), 1334 nucleotides. Its product is annotated as F-box/LRR-repeat protein 15-like. The transcript has 2 exons. The coding region runs from base 142 to 1053 and encodes 303 amino acids. Gene Ontology annotation, cellular component: SCF ubiquitin ligase complex. The record is from RefSeq and is a predicted model, not a curated record. Gene Ontology annotation, biological process: SCF-dependent proteasomal ubiquitin-dependent protein catabolic process. Lineage: Eukaryota; Metazoa; Arthropoda; Insecta; Diptera; Tephritidae.
AUAAAAAUAAGGAAAUACGAAAACAAAGAGUACGCAGUUAAGCCAAACAAGUUUUUGUGAAAAUUAUAAAUAUAAAUACUAGUCUGUAGCAAAUAAAAAUAAAAAAAUAUUUCACGUGCGCUAGUUAUUUGUAAACAUAAAAUGUGUAGUUUAGAACCGGAGAAGGAUCACUUGGAUUCAGAGGAUUCAGCAAACCCCGCAGAAGAUACCACAGUCGAGCUAUCAUUAUUCGAUUUAAGUUGGCAGGAUGUUUUGAUACCUAUGCUAGCGGAUUUUCUCAGUCUUAAAGACCUCUUCAAUUUGCGUUGUUGUUCGCGAAUCGCUAAACGCUUUGUGGAAGCGGCAUUUGAACGUCGAAAAGAUAUUAAUUUAGCUGGUAUUAAUAGUCGAAAUAUUGAAUUAGCAUUCGCUGUUCUUGGGAAACAUUGCCAUCGCAUUGAAAGUUUGCACUUGGCCCGUUGCCAUUGGUUAACAGAUGAAUAUUUGCUGCCCAUUUUAGCUGAGAACACACGUUUACGUGUAGUAAACCUAAACGAAUGCGUUAAUAUCACGCCACUUGCAUUACAACCGAUCAUCAUUGAAUGCAAGGAAUUGCGUAUUUUGAAACUCUCCAAAUGCCAAUGGCUAACCACUGGCGCAGUGGAUGCACUAACUUUACAUCAUAGCAAUUUAAUGGAAUUUGAUAUUUCAUAUUGUACAGCAAUUGGAGAACGCUGCUUGAUUAUAUUUUUCCGCAAAUUGAAUAAACUUCAAGUCUUAUCUUUGGCAAAUACACCCAGUGUGACUGAUCAAGUGCUAAUACAGAUCGCUAACUAUUGCCGUGGACUAGAGCAUAUUAAUUUAGUUGGCUGUGCCGCCAUUUCCGAUUAUGGCAUACACAUUCUUACUACAACAUGUCAGAAGCUACAAUCAUUGAUGGUGCAUCGCUGUCCUAAUGUGACUGAACGAAUAUUGGCACCGCUACGUGGACGCCUUUUUAUAGAUCGACCGCAAUUGGGUUAUAAUCUUCAAGCGUUGCCUGGACAAAUUAAUUGUUUGUAUCUGCAGGUUUAACUUCAUUAAUUAAUAUCAGUAUUUAAGGCUAGGUCACAUUAGUAAUUCAUAAUGCAUAUACUUUAAGAAAACCUAAUAUGUAGUUUUCACAACAUUUUGAAUUUGUUGUCUAAAAAAAAAUCGAUAUUAUCUUUUCCAUUUAAUUAACAAAUUCAAAAUAUCGCCUAAAAAAGUUUUCUUUUAUCGGUAGAACCCUCCAUUAUAUCAGCUGUUAUUGUUUAUAAGUGUUCAUAUUCAAAAUAAAAGAGGCGAAAUAAUAAACAAAAGAAUACGCAGUUAAG